CGUUUUUUCGUCAGGGUGGGUGUGCGCAAAAAUCGGUCGGCAAGCAAUUCAAAAGUUAGAGCAAUCGGAGCGAACCAAAAACGAGAACAACUUACUAAAUUGUAAAAGAAAAAUAAAAAGGCUAACCGACUCGGCGAGCUGUGUUUAUUUCGACAAGUAUUUGAAUAUUUGGAGUGCAAACCAAGGCGAAGGAAGUGGAAGGACAAGCAACGAAAUCGUGCUCUUAUCCGUUCCUGUACUGUGUCUCUCUUUCGCUGCGAGAGUGAAUGUGUUGGUGUGAGUGUAGAAAUUUGCAAGAACAGCAACGCCAAUAAACGAGGAAUCGAGAAAAAAACGCAGUGGCGCGUGAAUCACGAGCAAUCUGAAUCAUCUCCCUACGGCAAUACCUGUUUCUGUUGGCGAAUACUUUAUUGCAAAUAAAUCCCAAGAGAUGGAGCACCACGAGGACAACGCGCAAUUGGACAACUACUUGCAGAACCGGCUGGCCGAAUGCCUGCAAAUUUCCGGAGGCGCCGGCGAGCAUAAUCCUCAUGUUGGAGACGCUACUGGGGACAACUGCUCCGCUCCUGUCAUCGCGGCCUCAAAGUCGGAAGAAGUAGACGCGGAAGAAGACGAGGAGUGGAAGUACAUACACGAGGUGCAGCAGAGUGAAAAGAUUCAACAGGAAAUGCUUUCCCUGACAAAGGAGACUGGCAAUGGUUUUGGACCCGUACUAGACCCUGAGAAUCACGUCCUCGGAAACGGAGCUGCCGCGGGUUUCAAUCUGGCCUACGAAGAGGACGUGGAAGUGAUCAAGAACGAUGGUGACUUUUCCACAAAUUCUAAUACCACUACAUCAACGGACGAGGUGGUAGCCCAGCAGAUCCAGAAGCCAGACCAGUUGGUGGAGCAGCUUCAACAGCAGCAGUUAGAACCGCAAGAAGUUCAUGAGGAUCUCCGUCAGGAAGACGAGGAUGAGCACAGCUCCGUAGCCACUACUUAUGGAACCAGCAGUCUCAGUGAGAACAAUUCCUCGCCUUUAAACCACGAAGAGGUCUUAAUGGCGGCCCAACCAGUUGGUAAAGAGCUGUUAGUGGGCUUCGACAACAAGGAGAACUGCGAUUUUGUUAAAGAACUGGAGGAAAACCACUCUCAUCUAAAUCCCAAUGCUGUGGCCUUUGUGCCUUGCUUUGGGUCACAGCCGUCGUCUCCCCUUCCGGCUACUGAAGACCCCCUGCCCCGCCAAUUUCUACCGGGGGGAGCCCUUGACGAUCUGGUGGCGGAAAGUCCGCGCAAAGAAUUCGCCAGGAUCAACAUGGAUGCUAUUGCGGUGCCCGAUGAGCGUGAAUUUGACAUUGAAGCGGAUAUGCGACCUCACGAACUAGAGCAGGAAUCUGACAUUUUUGGAUCAGGAAACCUUGAGAUGCAGUUGUUGAAUGGUUUAGGAACCGCUGAGCCAGCAGCCUUAAGGGAUGUUCUGGAUCAUGGUCCAGAAACAAGUGUCGAUAUGGACUUGCCUCUAGAUCAGGUGGCUGACGGCGCCGACAUCAUGAAACAAUCAAUUUAUGCCGAGCACAACGCCUCCAUUGAAGAUAUUCUAAAUUCCGUGCAACCUUUGCCCAUUCAGACAGGUGACGACAAGGAACUAAUUCAUGUGGAGGAGAAAGAAAGUGUUUCAAAGUCGCCUUCUACAGAGGAACUUCAGUUUCACUCCGAUUUUCCAAACAAUCAGGACUCGCACACAUUGCUCAAUAACAUUCAGCGAGAUCCAAUGCAAGCUUCAUUUUACUUGGAAAAUACCUCGAUGAAGGCGCAAGAGGACCACCAGGAGCUAAAGCAGCUACCCGCUGAGGGCUCUGAUAUUUUUGCCGACCAGAGUUUGUUGCUAGACACCAGUGCACCGCAGUUUAGCUCUGAAGCAGACUCGCCUGUGGCGAAAUUGGAGCUGGAGUCCCAGCAAGCCGGCAUUGAAGACAUCACGCCUUCGCCCCUUUCCUCCACUGCGGAGAAACAUCUGGUUGAAGACACCAAGGAGUUAGUUGGGGAGUGUACGUUGAAUCCGGAAUCCCAUCUCUUUGGGGUUAUUUCAUCCGAAGCUCCUCCACAGAACGACGAGGAUUACGCUGCCCUUAAAUCAGUUUCCAGUUGUGAAACUCAAAACAUUGAUGAAAUAUCACCUACAUCGCAACGUAUUAAUCCGUUUGCCCAGCCUUUCACACCCGCGCAUCUGAAAACUCAGCAGGAGGAUUUAGGAGGUAUGCCUAUAAAUGCUUCCGAGGACUUCGCUAUAUGUGAUAAAGAUGCGAGUAAGUCUACAAAGAGAGAGGACCAAAGUGAGCAACACGUCAUCGCAAAUGAGGAACUGCAAGACGCUGUUGGAGAUUUCGUUCCCCAGGAUGGAAAUCUUGGCACUGAAAAGAACUUAGUUGCUGAAGACUGUGUAAUCGAAAAUAUGCAGGCUGCAUAUUCGGAAGAGCGACUACCUAUUGCUGUUUCAGAGGAGACACCACUUUUAUCUCCUUCAAAUGAGAAACUCUUGCCUGGUACUCCAGAUGAGCAAUUGCUGCCUUCUGCUUCGGAAAAGGAACUGCCCUCUGCUGAUGCAGAGAUGCACUUGUCAGUCGCUGCCGAUGGUCCGAUAAUUUCUCAGUUAGAUGAAAAUGUUAUCUCAAUUAAUAAACCUUUGGAAGAUGUUUUAGAAGUAGAAAAAAAUAUUGAAGUUGUGAAAACUUUGUCCAAAGUAACUUCUGCUGCUACUGUAGCUGGAGGUGCGGUUCCUGGUGCUACCAAACCCCAUUCAGCGACCAAAGCAGGAUCUACAGCAGCUAGUGCUAAACCGAAAACAGCAUCCUUAGCAAUGAAGAAGACUACACUGAGCACUACUUCUGUUUCCGGGACAAACAAGUUAGCCGGUCCACGCCCAAGUACCACCCGCCUUGGAACCAAAACUACAAGUAUAGAUACGAAAACUGUGACUACAUCUUCAGGAACUGGAAACCCUCGAAAAUCACUAAGCAGCAUUGCCGCAUCUACAGUAAAGCCACCGACCAAGUUAAGCAGUACUAGACCAGCUACAGCUCCAGUGAGCAAGGUAACAUUAGGGGCCAAAACCAUAACAAACAAGCCGACUGCAAGUGGAACUACAUCUGCUAAUGCAACCAGGACAACACUUCGUAAACCAGCAACAAGUGGAACCGGAACUGGAGCCUCCUUAACUGCUCGACGACCAGUAACAAAUGCUACAGGAUCUGCUCCUAGCAGCGCUGCUUCAACAAAAGUUCGCCCUGCGGCCACAAUGACAGCCCCAGUCAAGCCUAAAGUUUCGUCGCCGCGCAGCACCCUUUCUACCACCACCACUGUACGAAAGGUGCCUAGCACGUGUGCUCCUUCCCUUUCUACUCGUAGCCCUACCAAGCAGCAAGCCAAUGGAUUAGGCAAAAAUACCAGCUCUACCACCGCUUCCACUACUACCGCAACUAUCACAAAAUCGUUCACAGCUCGCCCAGCUCCAAAGUUUACGCAUUCUGCUAGCUCCACCAAUAACAAUGGGAGUACAACACGACGAUUACAGGUUCCUGGAAGCUCUACUACUACAACCACGUCGUCUCUCAGGAAGUCAUCACCAUCAAAGGCAGUGCCAGGCAAAGCUACAUCAAAGCCACUGACACCGAGUUCCAAAGAUGGCGCCACUAAGUCAUCGCCGGUUGUAUUAAAAGCUAGGAAGCCUACUUUGAAUGGCAAGGAAGGGGUAGCACCAUCACCCAAAAAUACUUUAACCACUAAUGGUCAGAGCAAUGCGGAAGAAGUUGUCAAGCUUAACGGAAACGGACUUCAGGAAGAGGAUAAGAUUAUUGAAGAGCAACCGUUUCAUGACCAAGAUGUCCUCGCCCAAAAUGAUGUGUCCCUUUUGGACUUUUAAUGUACAUCCUAAACUCCAGAUCACACAGUUAAUAUUACUUUAUUAAUACUGAGAACAUAUUAAGGAAAAGUGUUUAAAACGAACAGAAGAAAAUUUAGAAGACUUAAACAGAAAAACGAGUAAUACAAUAGCAUCCUGGUAACCAAAUUAGGAAUUUUUGCUCAUUGUACUUAUUUAUAUACGAUUGCACUCUUGAUUUCUUGCUACAUAUUAUUAUAGUAUUUUAUUUAAAACAAUAAUGAACUAUUUCAAAUGAACGCGGAGUGAACGAAUGUUUGUGCUAUUUUGUAAAGAAAACGAAAGUAAAGUGUCACCAAGUGCUGCGUUAUUUAAA
Drosophila yakuba is the source of this 4232-nucleotide messenger RNA. RefSeq names its product 205 kDa microtubule-associated protein (gene Map205). Bases 431 to 3898 code for a protein of 1155 amino acids. The transcript is spliced from 2 exons. NCBI's taxonomy places the organism in Eukaryota, Metazoa, Arthropoda, Insecta, Diptera, Drosophilidae. The record is from RefSeq and is a predicted model, not a curated record.